Messenger RNA from Tuber melanosporum (Perigord truffle), 1416 nucleotides. RefSeq lists its product as uncharacterized. Gene Ontology annotation, biological process: fatty acid metabolic process. The transcript has 4 exons. Gene Ontology annotation, cellular component: mitochondrion. Bases 141 to 1310 code for a protein of 389 amino acids. Lineage: Eukaryota; Fungi; Ascomycota; Pezizomycetes; Pezizales; Tuberaceae. Gene Ontology annotation, molecular function: trans-2-enoyl-CoA reductase (NADPH) activity. The record is from RefSeq and is a predicted model, not a curated record.
GAUGAUCUCUGGGCAUCCGGAAGUUGCCGCACGUCCCGGUAACCGAGAAUCACCCAUUAUAAUUAUCGUCUUCACAAGCAAACAUCCCACCUCAGCCAUCUCAUCCUCCUCCGUCACUCGAACAUUACCAAGCCCAUACAAUGUUCUCACUCAGAACUCCCCUACGACGCACAAUCCUGAACUCGGCAGGCGCAAUUCCAAAACGCCAUAUCACCGUCUUCGGUUACACUCAAGCCAAAGCCCUAAUAUUCUCAGAGUAUGGACAGCCAAAGGAUAGUAGACUCCACUCGCACUCCAUCUCCCCAGCCCACGGCGACGAAAUCACCGUCCGCUUUCUCGCCGCACCAAUCAAUCCCGCAGAUAUAAACCAAAUCGAAGGCCUCUACCCCUCAAAACCCAUCUUCACCACAGCCCUCGGUACACCCGCACCCCAUGCAGUUCCGGGCAACGAAGGCGCCGUACAAGUCCUCUCCGUUGGCUCCUCAGUGACUGACUUCACGCCGGGCGACAUGGCAAUAAUGCGACACACGGCAUUCGGCACAUGGCGCACCCACGCUACCGCACGCUCCUCGAACCUCCUAAAAAUUCCGAAAUCCCCAUCAGUUAUCACACCGUUGCAGGCGGCCACCUUGUCCGUGAAUCCCUGCACGGCGUAUCGUAUGCUGAAAGACUUUACCCCACUGCAGCCGGGUGGGUGGUUCGUUCAGAACGCGGCGAAUUCGGGAGUGGGUAGGGCUGCAUUGCAGUUUGGGAGGAUUUGGGGGUUGAAGAGCGUUAACGUGGUUAGGCAUAGGGAGGGGAUUGAGGAGUUGAAAAGGGAGUUGAUAGAGCUGGGUGGUGGGGGGGAGGGCGGGGCUGUGGUGCUCACGGAUCAGGAGCUGGCGGAUCCGGAGGUGCAGAAGGGGGUUGUUGAUAGGAUGGGCGGGAAGGGGGCGAUGUUGGGGCUGAAUUCUGUGGGUGGGAAAGCGUGCAUCGAUCUCUGCAAGUUGCUCGACACCGGCGGGCACCUAGUAACCUAUGGUGCUAUGUCUAAGAAGCCCCUCACCCUAGGUGCGAGCCUCCUAAUCUUCAAGGACCUACACUUCCACGGGUUCUGGGUCUCGCGGUGGUCGGACCAACACCCCGCUGAGAAGGAAGCCAUGCUCGAAGAGAUAUCCCGCUACAUUUCAUCCGGAGAACUCAAGGAUGUACCGAUGGAAACCACAGUUUGGAAGCGGGAUACCAAAGAGGAGGAACUUAAGGCUGCGAUAGAACGCAGCACACAGGGCUUUGGCGGGAAGAAGCAGAUCUUUGUGUUUGAAGAUGAGUAGUAGUAGGACUUGUGUAUGGUAGGCCGGUCUUGGACAUUCCGGAUCCGUAAGAACUGCUCAGUAACUGGUAUAUUAUAUCAUCACAUUGCCGAACACUGGAAAAAAA